AUGGAUACUUUACAAUCCAAUGAGGCCUACAGGAGGGAAUUUGUGAAUGGCAGUGAAGAGUUGCAACUGAUGCUGGAAGGUGAGUACUGUCAGCAUAAGAACCCAUGUACUGAGGGAUAUUGUUUGAAUGGAGGAAAGUGCACCAUGAUCACCAUAGCCAGAGUACCCCAGCGUGGCUGUGUGUGUCCUCUGGGAUACUCUGGGGUGCGAUGCGAGUUAAAUGACAAUAACUUUGACAAUCCUUGUACCAAUGGGGGGAAGUCCUUGCUCCUCCCCAACAACCAGUACAAAUGCCAGUGUGCCCAUGGAUGGACAGGUCAGCAUUGUGAGCAAGAGGACACAUGUCUGUCCAGCCCAUGUGCCAACGGUGGUAUCUGCUAUACUCUGCCCAAUCGUGAAUUCACUUGUACCUGUCCUCCUGGUUACCAUGGCUCCCGUUGUCUCAAUGACACAGAUGAGUGUGUUUCCUUCCCGUCUCUGUGCAAGAACGAAGGCGUGUGUCUGAAUACCCCAGGCUCAUAUCGAUGUAACUGCCAACCCGGCUUUACCGGCCUCCACUGUGAGAUGAUUUACGUGCCCUGCUUUCCAUCCCCCUGCCUCAAUGGUGGAACCUGCCGGCAGAUGACAGACACAACUUAUGUAUGCCACUGCCUGCCAGGUUAG
Carassius auratus (goldfish) is the source of this 663-nucleotide messenger RNA. RefSeq names its product notch homolog 2 N-terminal-like protein. The record is from RefSeq and is a predicted model, not a curated record. Gene Ontology annotation, molecular function: calcium ion binding. Lineage: Eukaryota; Metazoa; Chordata; Actinopteri; Cypriniformes; Cyprinidae. The coding region runs from base 1 to 663 and encodes 220 amino acids. The transcript is spliced from 3 exons.